CUGAGCUAUCUUCCUUUGGCUAUAUUUGCCUCUAAUUUCACUCUAGAUGUGAAAUUGUGUCGUUUUUUAAUAUUUAUUUAUUCCCUUUUGCUGCCCUUGUUGUUUUAUUGUUGUAGUUAUUGUUAUCAUUAUUGUUGGAUAGGACAUAGAGAAAUGGAGAGAGAAGGGGAAGACAGAGAGAGGGGAGAGAAAGAUAGACACCUGCAGUUCUGCUUCACUGCUUGUGAAGCAACUCCACUACAAGUGGGGAGCCAGGAACUCAAACCGCGAUCCUUAUGCCGGUCCUUGUGCUUUGUGUCAUGUGCGCUUAACCCACUGUGCUACAGCCUGACUCCCUGUUGUUGUUUUCUUAUAGUGUGCCACAUCCACCCAGUCCAUCAAAGAACACCAAAAGAGAACCUAAGACCUCUGAGACUACAACUUGUAGGGAUCAUGAGAAAGCAGGACAGGUACCAGUCUCCUCAGACAAACAAAUGAUGGGGGUGGGUGCCACUGAACACAAACAGGGCUGGGAGAACAAGGGUUCUGAGUGAACAUAGACCCUGCACAUCAAGUGGGAUUGUGGCCACUCCUGCAACCCGAGGACUCAGCCUAUCAAACCCAUCUUGCCGAUCGCUGUUCAUAUGUCCUUUUAUCAAACACACUCCUGGAGAAAUCCAGUCUUGGGGAGCACAGGAAGAAGUGUGAAGAUAAGAAAGCAAAAGAAUCCAUACUACUUUGCGAACCGACCAGCAAGUGCUGCUAUUGUCACUGAAAAGAAAAACGAGUUUACUAAGAACCUUCUCAAACAAAUAGAUGCCAAUAGUAAACUGGCCAAGGAAAAGAAAGAAAACCAGAAAGUCUUGGAGCAACUAGAACGGCUGCAACUCAAACAAGAGAUUGAUGAACAAAAAGCUGAACUGAAGAAACAUCAAUUUGAGCAGAGAGAAAUGUAUAAGAAAGCACUGGAAUACCAGCUGAAACACAGGCCUUCCAGACUGCCCAUCUAUGAGCCCAUGGGCACCUUCACCAACUUUGGGCAGAAUGAGAAGACCCUGGAGGCCGAGAAGCGGCAGAGAAAUAUUGAAUACAUGAAGCAGCAGGUGGAAGCCGCUGCAGGCCACAGAAGACAGCUUAUCCUCAGCCACAUAAAAAAUCUGCAGCAAGAAAAAGAAAUGUUCCAGAAAAACCAAGAAAAGUAAGGGGCCUGGCCCUUCCUUCCCCACCAUAACCCUCUCCUCCUUUCUCUCCCUCUCCUCCCCCACCCCUUGACACCAACCUUAGUAGAAAAAUGUGUGGACACGUGGAGAGUCAUGACUGACCCUAGCUCACCCCAACCUGCUUCUCAUCUCUACUCCCCAGUCAACUUCUGAGGCUGUUGCAUGUCAC
Molecule: messenger RNA, 1368 nt
Organism: Erinaceus europaeus (western European hedgehog)
Lineage: Eukaryota; Metazoa; Chordata; Mammalia; Eulipotyphla; Erinaceidae
Product: coiled-coil domain-containing protein 81-like
Exons: 4
Coding region: 624-1181 (185 amino acids)
Cellular component (GO): centrosome
Source: RefSeq, a predicted model, not a curated record